AUGCUCGAACUUGGAACAGCCAGUUGGGGUCGAGAUUCUGUGCGUGACAAAUGUGGGUAUGUAAACGUGGGAAUCUCUUCGUAUGGUCGGACAUUGAAUGCUUCCGGGCCCUUGGAAGUUAAUCGUAUCAUGAAAGAAACUGGGAAGUUGGGAAUAUCAUUUUGGCUUACUGUGAUCAGCAGUGUCAACUCAAAAAGGUCCCACAGGGGUCCGAACAACGGCAUGAUUCGUAGACAGAACCGCAGGCGGUUUAUCAUCAGUGUGGUGAAGUUUACGUUGGGACUAGCGAAAACAUUGAACUUGACUCUACCACAAAGCUCACAUGCUGCCCAAAGUCAAACGAUGCCUCCAGAUCUCUCGAACAUUUUCCAGGAGGGCAUGGAAGUUUUGCUAAGAUCGGAACUCGGAUCGGCCCACAACCGCUACCCGUCCACUUGUCUGCCGGCUCCAGGCGUGCGUGUGUGCGCACGUGCGCUCGCGCGAAUGGCCAAUCACAUUGGAUGUCCACGAAUCGGGUUAUCAAGGUUAAAACCAUACUCACCACAGGAACCCCAUGGCACCCAUGGCUGCAAACCGACGUUGGCCCGGGUUCAUUUAAUUGACUUGACAUGUGAGGUACCAGUAUUCUUCUCCGCCAUCGGCAAUGACGGUGAUAAUAUCGGUGAUAUCAUACGUCGAAUAUUUGGUCCAUACCGUAUGUACGGUAGCCGCGAAAACAUUAAAGCCCCUCCAAACCACCAAAUCCCACAUUAUGUUGAUAGCGGCAAAAGUCCAGUGAGAGUCGUUUCAUGGAAACGGACAGAUUUUCCCGUCACUUCGAUCAAACUGAGCGACGAGUACUGUGGCGUUUUGUACCUUUAUUUUACUUCCAUUAUAAUACUACGUAUUUUAUCAAUUGCGUAA
This is a messenger RNA of Opisthorchis viverrini, 903 nucleotides long. RefSeq lists its product as hypothetical. Bases 1 to 903 code for a protein of 300 amino acids. The transcript is spliced from 6 exons. NCBI's taxonomy places the organism in Eukaryota, Metazoa, Platyhelminthes, Trematoda, Opisthorchiida, Opisthorchiidae. The record is from RefSeq and is a predicted model, not a curated record.